Molecule: messenger RNA, 1719 nt
Organism: Tachysurus vachellii
Lineage: Eukaryota; Metazoa; Chordata; Actinopteri; Siluriformes; Bagridae
Gene: agpat4
Product: 1-acylglycerol-3-phosphate O-acyltransferase 4 (lysophosphatidic acid acyltransferase, delta)
Exons: 9
Coding region: 289-1425 (378 amino acids)
Cellular component (GO): endomembrane system; mitochondrial outer membrane
Molecular function (GO): 1-acylglycerol-3-phosphate O-acyltransferase activity
Source: RefSeq, a predicted model, not a curated record
CAUUCAUCAUUACUGUUUCACUCGCUUUCUCACCACUGUGUGGGAUCUGAUACAAAAGCAAGGUUAAAGACUAAAGAUAUCUGAAAGUCGGUAUUUAUUGUGUAUCACAACGAAUCUAAACCUGUUGAUCGUGUGAUAUCUCCGGUUUUAGCGAUUCGCACUUCCGAUUUAUUGCCCCAGAAACACUUCCAGUGUUGUUACAAAGUGAUUUAUUACUUAUUCCCCCAGUAACGUGGAGUAACUGGUACGGCACUUACCGAGGCAGGGGAAAGAAGUUGGUUCUCUACUAUGGAACUCUUCGGGCUGUUUAAGAUGCAGUUCAUUUGUCAUCUCUUCAUCUGUUACGUGUUUCUAGUUAGUGGGCUCAUAGUCAACUUCUUGCAGCUCUGCACACUGCCGUUGUGGUGCAUUAACAAACAGCUGGCUCGCAAGGUCAACUGUAGGCUGGCAUACUGUGUCUGCAGCCAGAUGGUGGCACUCCUGGAAUGGUGGUCAGGGACAGAAUGUACACUGUACACAGAUCCUGAAUCCUACCCCUUUUAUGGCAAAGAAAAUGCUAUUGUUAUCCUCAACCAUAACUUUGAAAUUGAUUUUCUGUGUGGUUGGACCUUUUGCGAAAGGUUUGGUGUGUUAGGGAGCUCAAAGGUCCUGGCAAAGAAAGAACUUGCAUAUGUUCCUAUAAUUGGCUGGAUGUGGUACUUUCUGGAGAUGGUCUUCUGUAAGAGGAAAUGGGAAGAAGAUCAGAAAACAGUUGUGCAGAGCCUUCAACAACUUAAGGAUUAUCCAGAGAACUUCUGGUUCCUUCUAUACUGUGAAGGCACUCGCUUUACUCAGAAGAAACACAAGAUUAGUAUGGAAGUGGCAGAGAAAAAAGGACUUCCCAAACUCAAGUACCAUCUCUUGCCUCGCACCAAAGGUUUCUGUGUUACUGUUCAACACCUAAGGGGAACAGUUACUGCUGUGUACGAUUCUACACUUAAUUUCAGAAACAACGAAAUACCGACUUUACUCGGAGUACUAAAUGGGAAAAAAUACCAUGCUGAUUUAUAUGUGAGGCGGAUUCCAUUGGACUCAAUCCCAGACAAUGAGGCUGAAUGUGCCAUGUGGCUCCAUAAACUUUACCAGGAAAAGGAUGAGUUUCAGGAAAAAUACAAUCUGACUGGUCGUUUCCCUGGCCCCACACUGACUCCCUCCUUCCGCCCCUGGGCCUUGCUCAAUUGGCUGUUUUGGAUCUUGCUUCUACUCUUUCCCCUCUGUCUAUUAUUGCUGCAGUUGUUCCAGUCUGGGUCAACUUUCAUCAUUUUCACUACAGUUGUCCUGUGCUUUGCAGCAUCACUUGGUGUUCGUUGGAUGAUAGGCCAGACAGAGAUUAAUAAGGGCUCAAGCUAUGGAAACAAAGGUGGUCAAGUAAAUAACAUCGCCUAAAGGAGCAAAGUGGACCGACAUGGACAGAAACAUCAGCAGCAUGUAUCCCAGAGAGGCCAAGAACAGUGUUCAACAAAAGAGGGAAACAACAAAAUGGACAAAGACAGUAACGGGAGUGUUGACUCCUCAUAUGGAAAACAGCAUGCGUCGUCAUUUGAGAAGAGAAAAGACGUUAAUGUAUGCAAUAAUGCUGACAAUAAGUUUUGUCAAAAUUGUGAUUCUCAUUUAUGUCCAGAAUGUUUUUUUUUUAAUGAUGCAGUAAGCCAUUAAUUAAAAAACUGACCUGUUUAUUAA